AGUGCCAUCACCAUGACGGAUGCCGCAUGCUGCUUGAAAUCAAAGGAAAAAGAUUGAUUCGCUAAUGCCACAGGACAACGCAGAUCGCGCCGCCUGUCGCAAUAACAUCGCAUCCGCUAAUCGACAAUGACGUUUUUCGCCCCACGAACGCUGUGUCAGGCUCUACUCGUCGCGGUCUUCACCGCGUAUCUGUACGCCUGUCCACAUUCCAAAGUCGAAGAAAGCUUUCAACUACAGGCUACCCACGAUAUGUAUUACUACGGAGUUCGACCCGCCUUUGCAUCCUUAUUCUCCGACAAUAACCGGAUACGGGGUACCUCUGCGGCACUAGCAGCAGCCGGAUCGGCUCCCUACGAUCAUCUCCAAUAUCCCGGCGUCGUCCCACGCACCUUUGUCGGACCGCUUCUCCUGGCGGCGAUGUGUCACGCUUGUCGGCUCGUGCUGCUGCCUUGGGGCUGGGACCUCUCCCACCAUCCCUGGCUGCUACAAUUAUUGGCUCGCUUUUUGCUACUGACCUUGCACGCGCACGCUUGGUUCCGCAUGGCCCGCGCUGUGGACGUGCGUCUGCGGAAUUACCCACCACGGCAACGCACGUCAUCGUCGCCGACGACUGCACCCACCCGAAUGGGCAACUACCUACUCCUGAUAUCGGCGUGUCAGUUUCACGUUCCCUUUUACGCGAGCCGGAUGUUGCCCAACGUCUUUGCCACCGUGGUGUGUUUGCACGUCUACAGCGACUGGUUGCGGGCUCCGGUGCAACCCUCGUCGGUUGGGCCACACGCGGCGAUCCGCAAAGCCGCGAUUGGACUCGUUACGGCAACCGGAGUUUUCCGCUGUGAUCUGAUCCUCUUGCUCCUUACCGUGGGACUCUCGUGGCUGUGGCAACGACAGCUGACGGUCCGACAAGCCCUACGCAUCGGCGUCGCGACGGGUAUCGUCAUUCUGUGUGUGACGGUACCUAUCGAUAGUUUGUUGUGGCAACAAGUAACACUGGUAUGGCCGGAAGGUCAGGUCUUUUACUACAACACGCUUCUCAACAAGUCGUCGGAUUGGGGCGUCAGCGCUUGGCACUGGUACUGGACGUCGGCCUUGCCCAAAGCCAUGCUUUUGACGGCAUUGCUCGUUCCACUGUCAAUACUUCGCCUUCCCGAAAAAUUGGAUUAUUGGGAACGCCACUUGCGAUUCCCCCCAACGACUCCGUCAGAGGUAGCAAUUUCGUGGCUUGACCAAUCGUGGGCGCCCUUCUUGUGGCCCGCGUUUGGAUUUGUGGCCUUGUAUUCCGGCUUGGGUCACAAGGAAAUGCGCUUUUUGUUUCCCGUUCUCCCGCUACUCAAUCUAGCGGCGGCGAUAGGGAUGGAUCGUCUCCACAAAGCCGCCUUGCCCCGCAAGGAUAAGCCCGCGACUAAGACGGCGCGGUUGGCGUAUUGGGGCGGGAUGGCCGCCGUUGCGGUAACGCUCGUCGGCAGCGUGGCUUUUACGGCGGUGUCUCAAUCCAAUUAUCCUGGAGGUGAGGCCUUGGAGCGACUGGCACGGCAUGUUGGACUAUCACACGUGGAGUAUGGCACGGUACGGGUCCACAUUGAUGUUGCCUCUGCCAUGACCGGCGUUUCGCUUUUUGGACAACGAGCGGCUUCCCAGAGUACACCGGGAGUGGAAUGGAUCUUUGACAAGUCGGGAUACGAAGAGGAAAAUAACAAGGUCAGCAAUUCGUCCACGUAUACUCACAUGCUUUCCGAAAGCAAGGUCCCGCUUCCCGGAUUUCACACGAUUGAUGCUGCGCGAGGGCAGCCCCGGCUCUGCCUUCGAGAAUUUCGAAUAGAGACACACGAUACGAUUUUUGUCUUUGAAAAGGAGGGAUGGAGUACUGUAUAG
Messenger RNA from Phaeodactylum tricornutum CCAP 1055/1, 1872 nucleotides. RefSeq names its product alpha-mannosyltransferase. Gene Ontology annotation, biological process: protein N-linked glycosylation. NCBI's taxonomy places the organism in Eukaryota, Bacillariophyta, Bacillariophyceae, Surirellales, Neidiaceae. Gene Ontology annotation, molecular function: alpha-1,6-mannosyltransferase activity. Gene Ontology annotation, cellular component: endoplasmic reticulum membrane. The transcript has a single exon. Bases 127 to 1872 code for a protein of 581 amino acids. The record is from RefSeq and is a predicted model, not a curated record.